This is a messenger RNA of Stereum hirsutum FP-91666 SS1, 1253 nucleotides long. RefSeq lists its product as uncharacterized. Lineage: Eukaryota; Fungi; Basidiomycota; Agaricomycetes; Russulales; Stereaceae. The transcript has 8 exons. The record is from RefSeq and is a predicted model, not a curated record. Bases 1 to 1035 code for a protein of 344 amino acids.
AUGUCUAUGACCAUGCCCAUGUCAAACCCUACGCGCACGCCCUUGAUGUCCCGCCGCCUCGGGAAUGGAGAUUUCUCGAGAAAGAGCAACGCCAAUCCAAAUGCGUUCUACUCUCCUAUGCGCACUAAGCUCUCUGUAUGCCACGAACUACCAAGAGAAAGAGAAAGUGAAACCGAAUCGAACUUUGUCAUCUAUUCCACGCGUUCGCCUGGUACUCUUACUCCCACUCCCGAUACUCGCGCUAGUCCUAGUCCUACCGACAAGGAGAACAUGUUGUCCCCAGGCGACUAUUUCUCUGGCUCUCAUACUCGGACCACCGUGAGGCGAGGAGGAGGAGGAGGCUCCCCUGCUGCGUCAGAGAUGACUUUCGUCGGGAUUCCGUCACCCCCGUUGGCUCCUCAGGCUGACGCAAACCACCUCCGCGUUCUCCUCGAACAGAUAUACGCACAAAUCCCGCUUUGUCCGAAGGGAGCGGGGAUCUCGAGCGCGGAGUGGAGGGAACUGUUCAUUGGGGAUGAUUCGUGUGUCUAUUGUCUGAAGCCGUCGGGACUUAUGCCGGAUUUUGUGGCUAUGCGGUUUGUGUGUAAUGAAUGUCGAUGUACACGACUCGUCAACCCUCGUAUGUUCGGCGUUAUGUACCCUCAAUACGCCGAAAACCUCGACGCGAUAAUCCCACAAGUCCCCGCUGUCCAACUCAUCCGUACCACCACGGCCCCACCUCCCGGCGUCGACGCCGAGUCGUCAUACUACUACGCCGACGACAUCAUCAGAGUCGCGAAGGAGUGGCUUGCCGUACCCGAGAAUGCGACGCAGCUCGAUAUGUUCGAGAGGGCGGGGAAGGCGGCUAUGAGGUGGAAGCAGGCUAAUGAGCGUAUGCAGUCGGCACAGGGACACGCGGAGAGCUGGCAGCGGUUCAUGAUCUCUCUCAGCUCGGUCUUGCGGUCAUCGCUUUUUGCUCACGGGACUAGUAGCGGUGGCGGCGGCGGUAUCGACUCCCUCGGCAUGCUGAAGAAGUUUGGGUCGCUUGCGCUUUAGGCUUUAGGAGCUCUCAUAUCAGGAUCAGGACUGGCCCGGGAUCUUUUCACUCUCGUCUGGGAAUUUGAAUCUGGAGGCCACGGUCUCGGGACUUUCUCGCACUGCAUAUCUAUAUGGACCCGCCAUGGCUCUUUUCUGCUUGGGACUCGGGUGUGAUCAUGGUGCACGUCACUUUGUAGUGGGUUCUUAGGUACUUAGUGUCAUUUUUGGUGGCAGAC